AUGUCUCCCGGUGAUGACCCGUCGUCUGGCGCAUCGUCUGCAGAAAAAGACGUAACACUGGUUAUGCCUGCUAAAGAUGCGGGAGCGCCUGGCGUAUCACCCGCUGAAGAAGACAUAAGAGCGGUUGUGCCUACUGAAGAUGUCGAAGCGCCUGGCGUAUCACCCGCGGAAGAGGACAUAACAGCGGUUGUGCCUACUGAAGAUGUCGAAGCGCCUGGCGUAUCACCCGCAGAAGAGAACAUAACAGCGGUUGUGCCUAUUCAAGAUGCCGAAGCGCCUGGCGUAUCACCCGCAGAAGAGGACAUAACAGCGGUUGUGCCUACUCAAGAUGCCGAAGCGCCUGGCGUAUCACCUGCGGAGCAGAAGGUGACAACGGCACCGGUCACGCCGUCUGGUGAUGACCCGUCGUCUGGAGCAUCGUCUGCAGAACAGGACAUAACAGCGGUUGUUCCUGCUCAAUAUUCUGAAGCACCUGGCGCAACACAUACGGAGGAGGAGGUGACAACGGCACCGGUCACGUCGCCCGGUGAUGACCCGUCGUCUGGAGCAUCGUCUGCAGAACAGGACAUAACAGCGGUUGUUCCUGCUCAAGAUUCUGAAGCACCUGGCGUAACACCUACGGAGCAGAAGGUGACAACUGCACCGGUCACAUCGCCCGGUGGUGACCCGUCGUCUGGAGCAUCAUAUGCAGAACAGGACAUAACAGCGGUUGUGCCUACUCAAGAUUCUGAAGCACCUGGCGUAACACCUAGGAGCAGAAGUGACAACGGCAGCGUAACAUCGCCCGGUGAUGACCCGUCGUCUGGAGCAUCGUCUGCAGAACAGGGCAUGACAGCGUUGUGCCUAUUGAAGAUGAGGCGUCCGAUAUAUCGGAAGAAAAGCUGUGGGAUCUGUGUCUUUUUCUCCACUGCGACCCGAAUGGGCGCCCGUACAAAACUCUGA
Messenger RNA from Rhipicephalus sanguineus (brown dog tick), 942 nucleotides. RefSeq names its product mucin-7-like. The transcript has a single exon. The record is from RefSeq and is a predicted model, not a curated record. Lineage: Eukaryota; Metazoa; Arthropoda; Arachnida; Ixodida; Ixodidae. The coding region runs from base 1 to 942 and encodes 313 amino acids.